Molecule: messenger RNA, 1449 nt
Organism: Anneissia japonica
Lineage: Eukaryota; Metazoa; Echinodermata; Crinoidea; Comatulida; Comatulidae
Product: tail-anchored protein insertion receptor WRB-like
Exons: 4
Coding region: 176-721 (181 amino acids)
Biological process (GO): tail-anchored membrane protein insertion into ER membrane
Source: RefSeq, a predicted model, not a curated record
AGCAUCUAUUACUGUAAUCAAUGAGCAAAAAAGAUCAAUCAAUCAGCACUGUAUUCCUAGAAUUCUUCAUCGGAGCUAAAAAACAUGGAUUAAAAAGACAGACGAAACAGUAAACAAUUACCAAAGGAGAGUACUCUAUUGAUUGUCGAAGGCACCGUAGGCGUUUCAUAUAAACAUGGCUCCGUACAUUGACGCGGUUGUUGUUGCCUUCCUAGUUUUCAUGUUACUCUUGUUUCAGAUAUGUAUACCAUUCUUUGUCAAAAAGAUUUUGAAGAUUGCAUUCCGAGUCAGCAGUAAAGAGUUGGAUCUACAAACCAGUCUUUUGGAUCUUCAGUCAGAAAAAGAUCAAGUUGAUGUGAAAGAGGAGUUUGCAAAAUAUGCCAAAAUUGAACGUAAAAUAAACAAAGUUGUCACAGAACUCAAAGAAGCAAGAAAUGCUCGGCGGUUUGAUAUUUUCAAAGUGAGUUGGAUCUUAAAUUUGGCUGGUAAAUUUUUAUGUGCUGUGGGAUUUGUGAUAAUGAUAUGGAGUUAUCGAACCUCACCUCUUGUAACCUUGAAAGAAGAAUGGCUUUUCCCAUUAGCUGGUAUUCUCGCCUUCCCAACUGGACAAUCUGGCUCCAUUGGCAUCACAUGCUGGGUUCUUAUUUGUAAAAUAGUUAUCGAGAAAAGCAAUGUAAUGAAUAAAUUAAAAACAAUUUCUGGAAAGAGUAAACAAUACUAAAAAAAAUUCUUCCAGGUAAACCUCUUUUUUUUUGUACAGUAUGUUUAAAUUAUUUCAGUCUGGGACUCUGGAUACUAGACUUUGAGUGAAUAUACUAUGUUUGUACCUAUGUUUAUAAUAUCGUUACCAACAGUUAUUGGCUGUUUAGCUAAUAAGGAACAGCUGGUUUUAAAUAUAGUCCGUUAAAAUGCAGCAAGUUAAAAACUGACUUAGUGUUUGAACUGUGUAAUUUAUGGCUUGUUAAUGAAAAGUAGGAUCUAACUGUGCAUUAUGGUAUUUAUACACAGUACACAUAUGUAUAUAUAAGUUAACAAUGGAUAUCUAAUUAUAUAAUGUGCUAAAGUGUUCAUUUUAUGAGAAUAUUUUUGAUACUAUAACCUCUGAGACAUUUAAAAUACUCUGGAAUAAACACCUGCGGUAAAGAAAUAUUAUAUAUUAAGUGUAUCUAUUUUAGGCUUUUGAAAGAACAGUAUGUAUUGUAUUUUGGCUGCUGUAAUUGUGAUUGUAUUGAGGUCUUCUUGGAAAGCAGUGCUUGCAGUGAUUUAGAGUUUAUUCUUGUUAAAAAUGUCAGUAAAUAAAUACAAUUUUAUCAAAAUAAAGCCAAUCAUAGGUUUGGCUAUAGUGCUUCAAGUACUUAAAACCGAGUACAGUAUACAAAAAUAACUGAAACUGACAAAGUUUUGGUUUUAAUUUUUUAUUGCAAUUAAACAUUCCAUUCCAGCUUCUCA